Molecule: messenger RNA, 645 nt
Organism: Acaulospora morrowiae
Lineage: Eukaryota; Fungi; Glomeromycota; Glomeromycetes; Diversisporales; Acaulosporaceae
Source: the annotation of a GenBank genome assembly
AUGAUGAGGGGUGAGAAACGAAAGGUUACUUCCGAUCCAAAUUUUAAUUCUGAUUCCGAAUCAGAAGUAAAGAAACUUAAGGUUACUUCUGAUCCAAAUUUUAAUUCUGAUUCCGAAUCAGAAGUAAAGAAACUUAAGGUUACUUCCGAUUCAAAUUCUGAUUCUGAAUCAGAAGUGAAGGAACUCGAGAUUGGUAAAAUACAAGAUGACGAAGAGGAAUCCAAGCCAUCUGGAUCAAAACAACCCCAUUCUGAAUUACCCAGAAAACGGAGGGAUAUUAAGAAUCCGAACAAACUUGAUGAAAAAAUAAUUAAUAGAAUACUAUUAACAGGUGAUGAUAGUAUUGAAGAAAUUUUGAAGUGUCAAAAGUUUUACGAGCUCGCUAAUUUGGUUGAUACUAUUGCGUAUGAAAUUAUUAAGACUGAAAAUGAGGAUUGGAUGGAAAAAAUGAAUGUUCUUCAAUUGUUUAGUGCAGUUAAACGUGAAAUUUAUCAGAUGAUUGAAAAAAAGAUUCAAAGUGAGAAAACUGAUGAGGUUUGUGUGUGGUUGGUGAAGGUUUAUCAAGGACCGGCGAAAGGAAUAGUGUACGAAAAUUUUAAGAUUCAAAAAUGGUUAUCCGAGAAUUCUGAUGGAAAUACCAAUUAA